Messenger RNA from Drosophila hydei, 2002 nucleotides. RefSeq lists its product as uncharacterized. Lineage: Eukaryota; Metazoa; Arthropoda; Insecta; Diptera; Drosophilidae. Bases 1 to 1512 code for a protein of 503 amino acids. Gene Ontology annotation, molecular function: structural constituent of chitin-based larval cuticle. The record is from RefSeq and is a predicted model, not a curated record. The transcript has 5 exons. Gene Ontology annotation, cellular component: chitin-based extracellular matrix.
AUGCGGCAAGCAGCCGGCAACAUCACCGCCACUAACAACAACAAUCACAACAUAAACACAUGUUGCCAGACUGUGGCUGGAGCAAACACCAACGCCAACCGCGCACAAACCACAAUCCGCAGUGGCAGACGCCUACAUAGCCGCCGUGACGACGCACCCGGUCGCUGCCCCCAUCGAGUGGCAGUUCUGGCAUUGGUAGCGUUGGCAGCAGCCUCGUGGGGCGAUGCGAGUCAAAGUCAGUACCACAUUCAAACGGAUGAGGGACCUGAGAGAUACUUCCGCUUUCAGACCGACAACGGACAGUUCCGCAAGGAGAAACGGCUGCAGGACGGCACAGUCAUCGGCACCGAAGCCUGGAUUGAUGCCGCUGGCUUUUUACGGCAGAAGGAUUACAUAGCCGAUAAGGAAGGAUAUCGUAUACUUAAAUCCAAGACUAUCUUUGUGGGUCAGAACAGGGGCAUUGAGGAGGCAAUCAAGUCCACGAAAACAGCGCCAGCUCAAUCUGGCGUUCUGGUUGAUGGCAAUGUGGGUGGUAAUAGCGUAGCUGGUGGCUAUCGGAAACAUGGCUAUGGCUACAGCAGCACUAGCACAACCACCACGACCCCAGCACCAUUGUAUAGCCCACCGAACUUGGCCACGGCAAAUCUGGACUCAGGAGUGGGUAAACUUAACUAUCUGCCGCCCGAGCAGGCAGCCAAGAUACAGCCACAAACGCAACUAGGAUUCGACCACUAUCCGGAUGAGCUGCCGAGAGCUCGCGAUCAAUUGUUGGGCGGAAACGUGCACAUUCAGCCCAACGCAGAGCCGCUCGAUGACAUUAAUGCAAUCAACGUGUACGACGAGGAAGCUGAUCAUGGCUUUGCACCGGGUCGCUUCGCUGCUGUGAUUGGCUCAACGACGCCGCGUCCACCUCUGCUUGUGCCAGAGCUGUCCAUGUUGCCACCUCUGAGCUCUCAGCACAGAAGAGCUCGUCCACGCCCAACGGCCAUUGGCAUCGUGUCCACGACUCCUGCGCCCAUUGCGCAGCAGGAUCAAUUUGUUUAUUCAACACCCGCACCUUUCGCUGCGCCGCCUUCCGUUGCUGAUGCCGGCUAUCAUUACGCGCCCACAGCCACAGCCCCACACAAUCCAUAUGGCUUGUACACAUCUAAUUUGCCUUUGGAUGUGAACGCAUUGGAUUCGGCUUUGUUGCCCCCAUUGCCGAAUCGGGCGUACCGACGCCGACUGCGUCCGCUGCACAGCAACAAUCUGGAUGCCACGGACUAUGAUGGUGUCAGCGUAACACGCAACGGAUUCCGCUACGUGCUGCCCAAGCAGUAUCACGAGGAAGCCCAGGUCGAUGGCAAGCAGGCGGGCAGCUUUGGCUAUGUGGAUCCGUUCGGCAUACGCCGUGUCGUCUACUACAAUGCAUCGCCCGGACGCGGCUUCGUGCAUCGUAAUAACAAUCAGUAUGUGGGUGCGAAUGGAGCGCCCUACGACGAUCCCGGCCCAUCGCAGCUGGUGAAUGAGUAAAAACGUUACAAGUAUCCUUGUCAUAGCAGUUAAUCAAUACCAAUCCGCAAACUGCCCCCUUCCCCCACAAAGCACCAAAACUAACCGAACAGCCUCAAGUUUAGGAACAGGAAGUCGUGCCUCCUCUGAAUGGUACUCACUAAAUGAAAGCAUUUUCAAAUAUUUUACAAACUUUAGAGUGAAUACCCAUCACUUGUUAAUCUGUAUAUAACCACGCUUUAACACUGCUCUCAAACACACGAACCACAUAACAAACAAAACGAAUAUCUGUGUUAAUUAAUUUAAUACUUAUAUAUUUAACUUAAUUUAUGAAUAAUCCAAUGUGCAAUUCGCGCCUAGAUUUAGUUAGACUAAACCUUCAUUAGGGGCACUCGCUGUCGGUGCAGUAAGUGAAAAUAGUUUCAUGUAUUAAUCUUGCCAUAUUAACAACACGUAAAUAAACACAAAACAAGCUAAGCACAGCAACACCCACACACACACACACACACAC